Molecule: messenger RNA, 1239 nt
Organism: Toxotes jaculatrix (banded archerfish)
Lineage: Eukaryota; Metazoa; Chordata; Actinopteri; Toxotidae
Gene: eif2b1
Product: eukaryotic translation initiation factor 2B, subunit 1 alpha
Exons: 9
Coding region: 370-1239 (289 amino acids)
Biological process (GO): translational initiation
Cellular component (GO): eukaryotic translation initiation factor 2B complex
Molecular function (GO): guanyl-nucleotide exchange factor activity; translation initiation factor activity
Source: RefSeq, a predicted model, not a curated record
AACACGCCGCCUGUCGAAGCUAACUGAGCAGCUCAGCACAUACUGACAUCAACAAAACGGAAUUUAGCGGUUUUUGUUUAUUUUUUUUACGCGGCAGUUUGACAACUGUGACCGAAAUCGUUUGUUUGAGCGUUUCUCUUGAGUCUGGGGAAUAAUUUGAUUUGUGACCGGGGGAUUUAAUAAAACUGGACUGACUGAAAUCAUCGGAAAUCCACCGCGGUUUAACCAUAAAACUGCCACUUUUAGAGUCUCCGGUUAGUUUUACGAUGAAUGAAGAAGACGUGAAAAUAGACGUAGCUCAAAUUGUUGUCCACUGACUGUGUCUCACUGGGUCCCGGAUCAGAGCUGGUGGAGUAUUUCAGGGCUCAGAUGAGGAAAGACCCUGACAUGGCCUCGGCUGUGGCCGCUAUCCGCACUCUGCUUGAAUUCCUCAAGAGAGACAAAGGUGAAACAAUCCUGGGCCUGAGGGAGAGCCUGACGUGGGCCACAGACUGCCUGACGGGGGUGGACUCCUCUGUGGCCGUGUCCUCGGGAGGAGAGCUCUUCCUGCGCUUCAUAAGCCUCACAACACUGGAGCACCAGGAUCUGUCACGCUGUAAGAAGGUGAUGGAAGAGAGAGGAGAACUUUUUCUAGAGAAGAUUUCAAUGUCCAGGGCCAAGGUGGCCAAACUCUGUCACACCUUCAUCAAAGAUGGCGCCAAAAUCCUGACUCACUCUUACUCCAGAGUCGUCCUCCGGGUUCUGGAAAAAGCUGCAGCUGAGAAGAAACGCUUCUCGGUUUAUGUGACUGAAUCGCAGCCUGACUCAGCUGGGCGACAGAUGGCAGAAGCCCUGAGAAAACUCAAUGUUCCAGUAACAGUAGUGCUGGAUGCAGCUGUGGGGUAUGUGUUGGAGAAGGUGGAUCUAGUUAUUAUUGGUGCAGAGGGAGUCGUGGAGAGCGGAGGAAUCAUCAACAAGAUUGGCACCUACCAGAUGGCGAUGUGCGCUAAAGCUCACAACAAACCCUUCUAUGUUGUGGCAGAGAGUUUCAAGUUCGUCCGUCUCUAUCCGCUCAACCAACAGGAUGUGCCAGAUAAAUUUAAGUACAAAGCCGAUACCCUGAAGACAGUACAGAACCUGUCAGAGGAGCAUCCGAUGAUUGAUUACACACCUCCCUCCCUCAUCACCCUCCUCUUCACUGACCUGGGAGUCCUCACCCCGUCUGCUGUCAGUGACGAACUCAUCAAGCUUUAUUUAUAA